This is a messenger RNA of Durotheca rogersii, 1462 nucleotides long. Its product is annotated as oxidoreductase. Gene Ontology annotation, molecular function: oxidoreductase activity, acting on the CH-OH group of donors, NAD or NADP as acceptor. Lineage: Eukaryota; Fungi; Ascomycota; Sordariomycetes; Xylariales; Xylariaceae. The record is from RefSeq and is a predicted model, not a curated record. The transcript has 4 exons. The coding region runs from base 608 to 1342 and encodes 244 amino acids.
CGUUCGAGAAAAUGACAAGAAAUGUGACGAUCAGGUCCUAAUAUUACCCCGCUGCACCCGAAUUACCUAGCUACCUAUAUAUACACACGACGCUUACAGCUGCCGCUUUCUGCUUACUCGUUGACAGCGACUUGCGAGACAAGGCAAUGCGGUCGCCGGGAUAGUGAAUGCGCGCCCCUAUCCCGAUUUCUAGUCUCGUACUACCUAGGUAGCUACCAGGGCAUAAAGUACGAAUAUCCCGGGAGGAAGGAAAAGGAGUUGUCGAAAAUGAAAGCUCUUUGACUCGGGCAUCUCGGGAAGACGAGAUAGAGUGAUGUUGAACGUGGAAUUUGAUUGACGUCGAUCCGAACUCCUGAUAGCUCGGGGGAGACGGGUUGAGUAUGUAACAAAGCAAAUAGUGCUAUCAGGAAUAUGCGGGGACGGGCAGUAAUUAGUCACGAAGAUGACGUCACUACAUAUCGCAUCGUGAUCGAUUUCGGGCUGCCGUCGAUGGCGUGCUACCGGGCAUGUCUCGAACGCGACGGCAACGCAACAUCGCGACAUCUCGAUCCAUCUUAGAAAACCCCGUACUUGACUAGCACCACUCCAUUCGACCAGUACCAGUGCAAUGACUUCUGCGUUGAUCAUCGGUGCUACUAGAGGCCUAGGUGCUGCUCUCGUCAGAGAAUACGCCUCCAAGCCCUCGACGCUCGUCUACGCAACCACUCGAUCUAGAGAUGCACCCAGCGGGUUUCCGGGCGGCGUCAGAUGGCUAUCGAACAUUGAGCUGACCGACCCCAAGGUUGGUGACAAUCUCACCGGCCAGCUUAAAGGCGUAGAGCCUCUAGACGUGGUGAUCAUCAACGCCGGACGAUUCACGACGGAGGACUUCUCCGCCGAGAAGGGCCCCAACUGGGACGAGGAGGUGGCCAUGUACACGACGAGCUCGGUAGCGCCGGUGUUCAUCGUGCACAAGCUCACUCACGCCGGCCUCCUGAAGCAGGGCUCCAAGGUCGUCCUGGUGUCCAGCGAGGCAGGAAGCAUCACGCUGCGGCACGAGAACGAGGGCGGUGGCAAUUACGCGCACCACGCUAGCAAGGCCGCGCUGAACAUGGCCGGCAAGCUCCUCAGCAUCGACCUCAAGGAGCGCGGCGUCAUCGUUAGCAUCGUACACCCGGGCUUCAUGCGCACCGAUAUGACCAAGGGCGUCGGCUUCGACAAGCACUGGGACUCGGGCGGUGCCGUGACGCCAGAAGAGGCGGCCAGAAGUCUAGUGGAGUGGGCGGACAAGCUAGAUAUUAGCCAUUCCGGGGAAUAUUGGGCGCCGCGUGGCCCGCGUAAGUGUCUUUCCCGGGCGAUCUAGAUCCGCGCAUAUUGCUUCUGCUGCUGACAACAACGGGGAUUAGGGGAUAUCGGCAUGGCUGAGACGGUGCUGGGGAAGAAUCUCGGAACGCCCUUACUGCUGCCUUGGUAACUCGUAUCC